UGUGUCUUGGAAGUCAUUACUUCUAAACAACGUUCGCGACUAUGAGUGAAGGCGAACAGCGCGGUGGAAUUUUCCCUGCGUUCUCACAAUAUGCAACAACAUCUACAAAUGAAAAACAGACAUUAGGUCUCUUCCCUGCGUAUCAGCAAAAUGCCGCAGAACCAUCAGCCUCAGGUCAUGAUUGGUUGCACAAUCCAAGUUUCAAAGCAGAAGAUGCAUACGCUUUGCAAAUCUUACAAGAGGAAGAGGCAAAAGUGAAAACUCCACAUGAGAGCAGUUCUUCUAAUUCAGAAGAAGAAGAAGGAAAAAGUCUUACAGUGAGAGAAAGUGUUGAUGAAGGUAAAUCAAAGAAAAGACAUCAUGAUGAUGAUGAUGACAGCAGGUAUAUGGAUAGAAAGAGAAAAAAGAAAGAAAAGAAAAAAUCCAAGCAUAAACAUAAGCAUAAAAAGGAACACAAGAAACAUAAGCAUGAUAGGCCAUUAGAAUCGCCGGAUGUUUUAUUGGAUAAAGAGAGGUUCAGGAUUGAGACUGAAUCGGUUCCUCCUGGUAGCUCAGGAAAGAUAUUCAUUGAAGACAUUCCUAACCUGCUUCCUGAGCAUGCUUUCCGUGUUGACAGGAAGCCAGACAGAAACAACAUCAUGUAUGGCUCAAUAUACAAGCAACACAUUGCAAGGUCUAGGAGCAAAACUGGUAUUUUUUGCCUUGGACUUAAUAAAAAUCAGACAUUCCUCUGGGACAGUAAAAGUAGUGAGUCAAGGAAGCAUAAAGAUAAUAGAUAUUUUAGCAAUAGAAAGACACUGAAAGAUGAAGAGCAGCCUGCAAUUGACUUAUCAAAACCAAAAUUAAAGUCUGGUGCAGAUAAACCUUUUUGUGUUGAGAGUGCUGAAACCUUGCCUUAUCUCUCAGUUGAAGUCAGUCCAGUAGAAAUUUUGUGUGGGGACAAAGAAUACAACCCUCUUGGUGUUUAUGAUGAAUCUACUGCCCUCUGGGCCCAGGGAAAGGGUCUCGGUAAAACUGAAGACCUCACACCUGUCACAGUCCAGGAAGAUACUCUAGUAGAAACACAUGAGCAGUACAUUCAAAGAAGAACUGCCGAGUACAAUAAACAUACAAGAGAAAACCCAGGUGAUAUCAAGAUGUGGUUGGAAUUUGUUAACUUUCAAGAUGAGACAGUUUCCAAAGACCAGGAGCUGUUUAAACCCAGUGAGCAUGAAAAGCGGAAGAGGAGAGAGUUGUUUGUUCUUGAAAAGAAAAUCUCUAUUAUUGAAAAAGCAUUGAAAACCAACCCAGCUUCACUAGAGUUGAAAAUGAAACAGCUGGAGUUAUCUGGUCUGAUUUGGGAGGCAGAUAAAUUACAUUCUGACUGGGAGAACCUUGUGUUUCUUCAUCCCAACAAUCCCCAAUUGUGGCAGAAAUACUUAACUUUUAUUCAAUCCAGAUUUAGCACGUAUUCUACCUCAAAGACAUUAUCUGCCUUCCAUAAAGCACUUCAGGUACUGAAUGGGUUUGUGAUUGGGUCCACAAAAAGUCACCCACUCUUACCCUCCACUGAGGAACAUAUGAUAGGACUUUUCAAUGAGAUGUGUACCUUUUUGAAGCAAGCAGGCCAAAUGGAAAAAGCCAUAGCAUCUUUCCAAGCUUUAAUAGAAUUCAACCUGUGUUGUCCUGAGUCACUGAUGGCCUUGCCUCAGAAAGACAGGCUGGAUGUCUUUGAAGCAUUCUGGGACAGUGGAAUGCCUAGGUUUGGGGAGACUGGGGCCAUUGGAUGGGCAAAUUGUGUGAAAGAAAAACCUGUCCACUGUUCACCUAUGAGAUAUAAAAGUGAAGAAGAUAAUGCACUGGAAGAUGCAGUUAUGGAGAAGCAGUUGGGAAGAUGUGCCACAUGGCUGGAGUUUGAAAAGAUAAGGCAGUCAAGGCACAUGUUACCAUGGCGACCAGACGUGGAAGAAGGGGAGACUGAAGAAGACUGUGAAGAUCCAGACAGACUUGUUUUAUUUGAUGACAUUGUGCCUUGCCUGUUUGUGAUAUCUUCACAGAAACUGAAGUUCAGCUUGAUAGUCUGUUUCUUGGAUUUACUAGGAGUAAAGAAUGAGACACUGACACAAAGCUCUGUACAAACAUGCAGAGAGAGGUUCUCUUUGAAAGUUGAGAGUGCAGAAGAAAUUUUUCAGGGUGAAGAUGAAUUGUAUGGCAUGGUGUCCACAAGUGUCAAACUUGAUAAAAACUUCCAUCAAACAUUUACUAGAAACAUGUUUUCUCAAGCAUCUAAAGUCAUCUCAGGAAAUGAACAGACUUUACUUACAUUAGCAUGGGUGGAAUAUGAAAUCAGAACUGUUCUUGGGAAAGAAAAUGCCAAAGAACGAAAGCAGGCCACAAAAGAACUCAGAAAAACUGUCAAAGGCAUGCUGAAAGAAAGCAACAAUAGAAAUAAUCUUAUCUUAUGGGAUGUGUAUGCGAGUCUGGAAUGGCAACUGGGUAACAUAGAAGAAGCUGUUAGGAUAUAUGACACUGCCAUUGCUAUGAACUCACAGAACUAUGUGAAUUUGCCUGAGGAUAAGAAGACUGGAGUGUGUAGGCUUUAUAGAAAUUAUGCUCAAUUGACUCUAGGGCUGUGCAAUGAGGAUGGUGGACAGUCGGAAAAUGGUGCUAAAAUUUGUGACAUCUCCCAUGAAAGGAAAACUAAAGCACUUCAUAUACUAUCAUGCCUUGGUGAUGAUGGGAAAUAUGAAAUAAUCAAACCAAUGGCUGAUGUACCAGGAACCAAACUAUUAAAAGCUAGAAAAAAUUACCAAGUGAUGAUGGAAAGCACACUGGAUGCAUACUUCAAUGUGGAAUCACAUGGGAUCUGCCCAGAGUGUGACAGCUUCCUGGCUGUAUGGACGGAGUGUUUUGCCUUAUUUCAAUACCUCACAGUCAGCAUGCAGGCUGCAUCGGUGGUAUUUGGACAAGUGCUGUCUAAACUCAAGAAUAAACUGUCACCAUGUGACAGGGAAACAGAAGUGAAUGGUGUGUGCCCCUCCCCCUCACAGUUGCAGGUGGACCAGGAAGAAAUAAUGAGGGCAUUUGUGAGGCUUGUAUUUUAUCACCAACAUACGUCCAUUUUACCAAUGUCUUUUGCUAGAUCCACACUUCUCCUAGCCUUGAAGGACUACCCAGAACAUCCAUACUUCUUGCGCCUGUAUAUCCAGCUGGAGUCUCAGUCUCAUAUAUUGGGGAACUUGCGUAUGUACUUUAACAAGGCUGUCAAGACGUGCUCCACAUGUAUACCAUGGCUGAUGGCAAUACAUGCAGAGCUACUGAGACAACAGAAGAUAGAACAAGGAAUGAAUGUUGGACCCAGUGCAUUAGCAGGUGCUCCAGGUUGGGUUAGUGCAUCCAUUCCACAGACUGGCAUUACACACAAACUGCGCUCAAUGUUUGAGAGAGCUGUGGAAAGCACAUCUGGACAAAACUGUAUCUUGUUAUGGAGAUUAUAUUUGAGAUUUGAGGUGUCCACAGAGGAUGUUCACAGGUCAGAAGGAGUGUUCUACAGAGCACUGCAGGAUUGCCCAUGGGCUAAAAGUAUAUACAUGGAUGGCAUUCAGUACUUUCCAGACAGACUACAAGAGAUAACAGAUCUUAUGGCGGAGAAAGAAAUCAGAGUCCGCGCCCCACUGGAGGAGGUCGACCUCCUCAUUGGUCACGAAGCCAGUAAACAAGAUGACAAUGACAGUGAUUGUGGAAAUGAUUAAUCUCAGGAACACUUGUGAAACAAACUAUUUUCUCAUAGAAUAAAGAUGCAUGUUUAUACUACUUACAAGAAUGUAUUUGUUUUGUGUCUUACAUUUGAGCAAGGUUGGUCAAUACCAUUGACUGGUAACAUCUGUACAUGUAGGUUUUACAGAUUACCUACUAAUUAUCGAGCAAUUGUUUACAAAAAAGAAAAAAAUUGGGAAUAAUAGUCACCAAGGCACUGGAAAAAAAAAAGACUUUUUGGAGAUUUUGGUGUUUUUCAUGACACCAACACAAAAGUUCAAUAUGUAAUUGCGUUAUAUAUCAUUAUAUACAGAACACUAUAUUCUCAGAAUACAGUUGUUAAGCAAAGCAUAACUUGUGUUCCUUGAUUCUAACAAUUAAAUUUAUUUGAAAUAAUAUAGAUAUUACUUAUAACUUAUAACCAUACAGUUAGAUAGCAUCUACUUAUUCCAUCCAUUCAAUAUUAUACAUUUACUAAAUAAUAUAAAUAAUUGUUGAAAAUAAUAAAAGUGAAAAAAUCUGAUAAUACUAGAUCAAGUUUGCACUUGAAAAGUGCAGUCUGAAAUCAGCAAGGAUCCAAAACAUAAAAAAAAAAAAAA
Molecule: messenger RNA, 4334 nt
Organism: Lingula anatina
Lineage: Eukaryota; Metazoa; Brachiopoda; Lingulata; Lingulida; Lingulidae
Product: nuclear exosome regulator NRDE2
Biological process (GO): RNA processing; regulatory ncRNA-mediated heterochromatin formation; negative regulation of RNA catabolic process
Cellular component (GO): catalytic step 2 spliceosome
Molecular function (GO): protein binding
Source: RefSeq, a predicted model, not a curated record